Messenger RNA from Pungitius pungitius (ninespine stickleback), 2689 nucleotides. It is a transcript of the gene arr3b, whose product is annotated as arrestin 3b, retinal (X-arrestin). Gene Ontology annotation, biological process: G protein-coupled receptor internalization; signal transduction; visual perception. Gene Ontology annotation, molecular function: G protein-coupled receptor binding. The record is from RefSeq and is a predicted model, not a curated record. The transcript is spliced from 15 exons. Bases 834 to 2051 code for a protein of 405 amino acids. Lineage: Eukaryota; Metazoa; Chordata; Actinopteri; Perciformes; Gasterosteidae.
GCUCCAGCCCUACACAGUGGAAGUGAUUGGCGUGGUGACUUUUUUUUUUUUUAAAUACCUGUAAAGCUUAGUUGCUUAAACGGCAAUAAGUCGGAAGGUCACUUAGAUUUCUGUAAACCUGCCAUGAGCGCAGAUUGCACAGAGCUUGGUGGAGGAGCCAUCUGUCCUCCUGGCUACCAUAACAACUAAAGUCCAACUAAUACCACUCUGCUCCACGUAAGCUAUAAGAAAGGAAGUCCUUGAACCUUCACAAAUGCUUCUUCCACGAGACAAUCCUCUAAUCCGGCGUCCCAAAACCGCGCGGCAGAGAAGUUAAGCACAUAUUUGAUCACUGAGCCACGACAGAAAGUGGUUCCAUUAGCCAGUUCCUUUUAAACACUUACAGUGAUAUCAGUGAUGGCCGUUUCUUAGUCAUGAUCUGGGUAAGGCUCAUGUGGAACAAAGCAUGUGCAAAAAUGAUCGCUCUCGCACACACACCGACUGAGACCAAGUGGGCGACAUGGCUUCACUCAGCGGCCUGCUCGGUGCACUUUGUUUCACGUCCCACCCACACAUCCCUCCUCGGAGCUCCUGAAGUCCCAUACGCAACAUUAUUUUUACACGCCCAGAGCACCAAAAACAGUCUAGUGGUUCUAAUGAAUUAAUCAGAUCUUCUCUAAACACGGCCCUGUUUGUCGGGCCGGGUAAGCUGAGGGGAGGGCUCCCGGGUUGGGAGGUCAUUGUAUAUAAAAAGCACACGGGACGCAAAGAUCGCCACUCGCUCACUCCCACGACGCGGCGACGGAUUACAGGAGACCGAGGGCAGCGACCGGAUCCAUAACUUUGCUAUCAAAAUGUCUAAGGUAUACAAGAAGACCAGCGGCAACGGACAUAUUGCCCUCUACUUGGGGAAGAGAGACUUCACGGACAACGUGGAUUCAGUGGAACUAGUCGACGGUGCUGUCAAAGUGGACCCGGCCGGUCUUGACGGCAAAAAAGUAUUUGUCUACCUUGCUUGUGCCUUCCGCUAUGGGAGCGAUGACUUGGAUGUUAUUGGGCUGUCCUUCAGGAGAGACAUCUGGAUACAGCGCGUUCAGGUGUACCCGCCUACGGGUGCGAGCGUUACCAAAACGCCAAUGCAGGAGUCCCUCAUGAAGAAAAUUGGAGAGCAAGGGUGUCCCUUUUCCUUCCAGAUGCCAACCAAUCUCCCAUGCUCAGUCUCCCUGCAGCCAGGGCCAAAUGAUGCUGGCAAGGCUUGCGGCGUGGACUUUGAGGUUAAAGCGUACAUUGCCAACACAGCAGAUGAAGAGGUUGAAAAGAAGUAUGUAGUAAGCGCCCAAUCUUGCGUUGCAUUCGAGGUUAUGUCGAAGGGACCCGUGACUCUCUUUGCACUUUCUUUUUGUGGUCUUAGGGACACGUGCCGCCUGAUGAUUCGCAAAAUACAAUUUGCACCAUCUAGCAACAAGCCUGGACCCAAGGCCGACAUCACAAAGCAGUUCAUGAUGAGUGACAAGCCGGUGAUCUUGGAGGCCUCCCUUGAAAAAGAGAUUUAUUACCACGGAGAUCCAAUCAUCGUCAAUGUAAAAAUCAACAACGAAACCACCAAGGUUGUGAAGAAAAUCACCGUUUUAGUUGAGCAGCUUGCAAGCGUGGUGCUCUACUCAUCUGAUACUUACACCAAGGUGGUCUGCUCAGAGGAGUUCGCGGAGACAAUUAACGCCAACUCUUCGUUCGAGAAGUCCUUCCAAAUAACCCCCCUGCUGGCCAACAACAAAGAGAAGCGGGGCCUUUCGGUGGACGGCCGGCUAAAAGACGAGGACACCAACCUAGCGUCCACAACCCUGAGUCAAGGAGAUAAGGAGAUGCAGGGAAUCAUCAUCUCCUAUAAAGUCAAGGUCAAUCUAACAACGGGCAGUGGCGGGUUGCUGGGUAGCUUAACAGGAAGCGAUGUCACUUUGGAGCUUCCAUUGACUCUGAUGUCCCCGAAACCUGCAGGCAAGUGCAGUCUUUUUGCUUAUACUUGCCAUUUAAAUGCUUCAAACAUUUCACCAACAUCAAAAAGAGAGCACUGAUUAAUUAUUGACUAUGUCCUCUCCUUUAAUGCAUUCCCUGCAUGUCGUUGCUGUAUCCUGAGCAGAAGUGUAAGUAUAAACUAGUCCCUAUGAAAGUAGUCACCUGUGGCUGUGUGGGUUGUUACACGCUGCUCAUAUUUUUCUCCUCUGUGAUAUUAAUGACCCACAGCCAAUUGGAUUAAAGCCGUCCUUAGUUCAGCACAGACAUCUCAAUUGAGGCCUAGCAGGGGGGAGAUGACCAGCGAAGGAAAAACCCCUCUCUGAGAAUAGAGAACAAAGAGGAACUCAGCACCAAUGAAGACAAGCACAAAGUGUCGUUGAAUCACUACAAUGUUCUUAUUUCCCCUGUUACACAAUUACACGUUUAUUAGGCAUUACAAGGAUGGCUGAAAAAGACAUUUCUCUAAUUGCAAACAAGUAUUGUUUAUGUUGUUUUGUCAAAAUGUAUGUUACGUAGACUUUUCUUUAUAUGUGUCAUGAUUACCAAAAUUAUUAUUACUCUUCUCUGUAUGGCUGUCAUUUCAUUUGAGCAAUGGUAUAUUAUGAUUGAAUGUACAGCCAUGGGAUGAAUAUGCCAGAAAUCAUCCAACUUGUUUCUUAAUUUAUUGGCGAACAAACUAGAUAAAUAAACGGUUUUC